Neoarthrinium moseri is the source of this 1362-nucleotide messenger RNA. RefSeq lists its product as uncharacterized. Bases 1 to 1362 code for a protein of 453 amino acids. The record is from RefSeq and is a predicted model, not a curated record. The transcript is spliced from 2 exons. Gene Ontology annotation, biological process: L-glutamine metabolic process; L-arginine biosynthetic process; 'de novo' pyrimidine nucleobase biosynthetic process. Gene Ontology annotation, molecular function: carbamoyl-phosphate synthase (glutamine-hydrolyzing) activity. Gene Ontology annotation, cellular component: carbamoyl-phosphate synthase complex; cytoplasm. Lineage: Eukaryota; Fungi; Ascomycota; Sordariomycetes; Amphisphaeriales; Apiosporaceae.
AUGUUCGCCCGAAUUGCCCCCCGGGCUAUGAAGCCUGCUGGCUUCACCCGAUACAUCUCGACCACCGCCUCGCUGGCCCAGAAGGCCAACCAGGGAAGCAAGGGCAGAGUGAUGCCCACUGGCUUCAAUCCCCGUGCCACUGCUCCCGUGUCUGGCACCGAGGCCACCUUCACCAUCCGAGAUGGCCCCAUCUUCCGAGGAACUGCUUUUGGAGCCAACUCCAACAUCUCGGGUGAAGCCGUCUUCACCACUUCCCUUGUGGGAUACCCCGAAUCUAUGACCGACCCCUCGUACCGUGGCCAGAUUCUCGUCUUCACCCAGCCGCUGAUUGGCAACUACGGUGUCCCCUCGAACCAGCGCGACCAGUGGAACCUGCUGAAGUACUUCGAGUCUCCCCACAUCCAGUGUGCCGGUGUCGUCGUCACGGACGUAGCCAAGCAGUACAGCCACUGGACUGCCGUUGAGAGCUUGGGCGAGUGGUGUGCCCGAGAGGGUAUUCCCGCCAUCUCCGGCGUGGACACCCGAGCUAUCGUCACCCACCUCCGAGAGCAAGGUUCUUCCUUGGCUAGGAUCUCCAUUGGUGACGAGUACGACGCCGAUGAGGAUGAGAGCUUUAUCGACCCCGGCCAGAUCAACCUCGUGAAGAGGGUUAGUACCAAGGCCCCCUUUGUGGUCGAGGCCCACAACCCCAAAUUCCACGUUGCCCUCAUCGACUGCGGUGUCAAGGAGAACAUCCUGCGAAGCUUGGUCAGCCGUGGCGCCAGCGUCACCGUCUUCCCUUACAACUUCAAGAUCCAGAAGGUCGCCGACAACUAUGAUGGCAUCUUCAUCUCCAACGGACCUGGUGACCCCACUCACUGUCAGGAGACCGUCUACAACCUCCGAACCCUCAUGGAGACCUCCCAGGUUCCAGUCAUGGGAAUUUGCUUGGGCCACCAGCUGCUCGCCCUUGCCAUCGGUGCCCGCACUGUCAAGAUGAAGUACGGAAACCGAGCCCACAACAUCCCGGCUCUGGACUUGACUACCGGCCAAUGCCACAUCACCAGUCAGAACCACGGUUACGCCGUGGAUGCUGCCUCCCUCCCCAAGGACUGGAAGGAGUACUUUGUCAACCUGAACGAUGGCAGCAACGAGGGUAUGCGCCACACCACCAGGCCCAUCUUCUCGACGCAGUUCCACCCUGAGGCCAAGGGUGGCCCCAUGGACAGCUCGUACCUGUUUGACAAGUACAUCGAGGACGUCAUGGCCUUCAAGGCCACCCAGAAGGUCUACAAGGACAACAGACCGACUCAGUUCAUGCUUGACAUCCUGAGCAAGGAGCGUGUUGGCGUCCAGCCCGAGCCUCUUGCUUCGGCUGCUUAA